AUGGCAGAUGACAAUCAGAAUAAGAUGAAGAACGAGGUGGUACCAAAUAUUGCAACUUUUGAUCCUACGAAAAAGAAGAAAAAGAAUAAGGUUGUAUUUCAGGAUACUACUGAAGAUUUUGUAGAGAAGUUGGCUGAGAAAACAGAAAACCUGGCAGGUUGUUCAAUUGAAACCAAAGACAGUGGCGAUGCAGUAGAAGAUUUAAAUGGUAAGUGUUUUGACUAA
This is a messenger RNA of Prunus armeniaca (apricot), 225 nucleotides long. NCBI's taxonomy places the organism in Eukaryota, Viridiplantae, Streptophyta, Magnoliopsida, Rosales, Rosaceae. The record is from the annotation of a GenBank genome assembly.